This is a messenger RNA of Capsella rubella, 786 nucleotides long. Its product is annotated as rubredoxin. Gene Ontology annotation, molecular function: electron transfer activity; iron ion binding. The record is from RefSeq and is a predicted model, not a curated record. The coding region runs from base 120 to 704 and encodes 194 amino acids. The transcript has a single exon. Gene Ontology annotation, cellular component: chloroplast. Lineage: Eukaryota; Viridiplantae; Streptophyta; Magnoliopsida; Brassicales; Brassicaceae. Gene Ontology annotation, biological process: alkane catabolic process.
CGGACGCAUAUGCCUUUCUCCUCUCCAAUGGAUCCAUCAUCCAUCUUUCUCUAACUCUUUCAACUUCUCUCUAACAAUGAACAAACCCAAAAUUUAUAAGAAGUGAAAACACAAAAAUAAUGGCGAGUGCUACCUUCUCCUUCUCCCCUCUCUCUCAAUCUCAAUCCCAUUCCCAUACUUCACUCAUCAAACCGACACCGUUUCUCAGAUAUGCCAAGAAACUGCACCACCACAUCUCUUAUCCAACUCACCAUCAUCCUCGUUACUUAGCCGUUUCAAGAGACGACGCGGCCGCAACGACACCUCCUCUUCCUUCUUCCGACCAAACCCAAGAACCAGAGACCAAUGAAGUCGAAGACACAAUAGAGAAACGAAGAAUGGAAGAGAAGUUUGCUGUCCUAAACACAGGUAUCUAUGAGUGUAGAUCAUGUGGUUACAAGUACGAUGAAUCAGCUGGUGACCCAUCGUACCCGAUCCCACCGGGUUUUCAGUUCGAUAAGUUGCCUGAAGAUUGGAGAUGUCCUACUUGUGGAGCUGCUCAGAGUUUCUUUGAGAGUAAAAUGGUUGAGAUUGCUGGUUUUGCUCAGAAUCAGCAAUAUGGUCUUGGUGGCAAUGCUCUUACUGGUGGUCAGAAGACUGGUUUAAUCUUUGGCUCUCUUUUACUCUUCUUUAUGCUUUUCUUGAGUGGCUACUUCAUCCAAUGAUUAUAUAUAUUUUCUCAAUCUUUAUUUUGUUCCAAUACACCAUUGUUCUCAUCAAUAUGAUACUAUCAUCGUUUCUACAAGA